GCGUGUCCUGCUAGAUUGGCUUCCUCAACAUGGCGUCGCCCUUGUGUGUGAAGGUGGAGUUCGGAGGUGGUGCGGAGCUCCUGUUUGAUGGAGUGAAAAAACAUCAAGUCACCUUGCCUGAGCAAGAGGGACCCUGGGACAUCCGGAACCUCCUUGUCUGGAUCAAGAAGAACUUGCUAAAAGAGCGGCCAGAGCUGUUCAUCCAGGGAGAGAGUGUGCGGCCAGGAAUUCUGGUGCUGAUUAACGAUGCCGACUGGGAACUGCUGGGGGAGCUGGACUACCAGCUGCAGGACCAGGACAGCAUCCUCUUCAUCUCCACACUGCACGGCGGCUGAGGGCUCCUCUGUGAGCCCAGGCACCUUUGUGAGGGGAGCACAGGACAACCACACCUCUCCUUGGGCCCUGCUUCCAGGUCCUCAGUCCCCUUGGCUGCCUCCUUCUCUGCUGUACCCCUGAGCUCCCUCUAGGCAGGGAAAAGAGGCCAGGUGCUAAAAAUGAGCCUUUCUGGGCAAGGCACGUGAGCAGGGAGAGAGAGCAGACGCCUGAGCCCAGCACUCCUUCCCGCAGAGGUGGGGGAGGGUGCUCCUGUAAUAUGUCAGGAGUGGAGGGGGCUCUAUGCCCAGGUGACCCAGCUGCUUGCCACUCCUAUGUCUUGGUAUAUCUAAGCACUGAGUGACUGCCUUGCCACUCCUGUGUCUUGGUAUCUAAGUGUAUCUAAGCACUGAGUGACUGCCUGAAAGGCAUCUUCAUGGGGAAGAUGGAUGGACUGGAGUAACUGAUGAGAAGCCCCUCUCUUGCCAAAGAUUAGAGGGGCCUCCGCCUCAGUUUCCCCAUCUGGACACUGAAGACUCUGCUUGUCCCCUACUGAUAUCAUUAUGGAACCCCAGCUGGGGUCCCCUAUUCACUGCUCACCUCCCUCCCUCCACCCAGCAGCUGCUCUCCUAGCCACACCCCUCCCCCCCAGCCCUUGACCCUGGCUGGCCUCCCCCCUACAUAGGCUACCAGAUGGGCUCCUGAGACACUCUCCAGACUGCCUACAACUCAUUCUGCUAGGGAGAAAAUGUAGGGAAGUAACCUAACCUUAGACAGCAGGCAGGGCCUCCAUGUGUAUAUAACUCCUAGCUUCCUGAAACAAGCAAGGUUUGAAUGUGCAGCACCUGGUAGAUAGAGGAUUGUGCCCCCCUUUCCUCCAUCCUUUCUGGAAAUCUGGGGACCUUGUGCCUACAGCAGCUGGCCUUGGGCAAAUAAAGAGACUAGGUUUUUUACUA
Microtus ochrogaster (prairie vole) is the source of this 1268-nucleotide messenger RNA. It is a transcript of the gene Urm1, whose product is annotated as ubiquitin related modifier 1. Gene Ontology annotation, cellular component: cytoplasm. NCBI's taxonomy places the organism in Eukaryota, Metazoa, Chordata, Mammalia, Rodentia, Cricetidae. The record is from RefSeq and is a predicted model, not a curated record. Gene Ontology annotation, biological process: tRNA thio-modification.